AAAGCUCGGUUACAACCGUCCAAAUCCCAUAAUAUACUAAUUAAAUAGAGCUUUGCCCUAACUUCUUAUAAAAGUGAGAAAUCCUGGUCUAGCUUCAUAACUUGCUGCUCAAUGGAAGAACUCGCAUCUUGUGAUUCCUCCUCCUUAGUUGUCCCUUCUUAUCAUAAAGCCUCACCCACUCUCCAGCAACUCGUCCACUCGAUCCUUCAAACCGGAACCGAGGAGUCGGUUUACUCCAUCUUUUGGCGGACUUCAAGAGACGAACACGGCGGUUUCGUCCUCACCUGGGGCGACGGCCAUUUCCGAGGAGCUACAAGAGACUCGAUCACAUCUAAACCCGCCACAAAAAGGGAGCCCGAAGAAGUCCAAUCUCCGGAUGGUAAGUCUGCUCAUGGCAGCGACAUCGGCGACCCCGAAUGGUACUACAUAUUCUCGGUCACGAGGUCAUAUUCAUCCGAAGACGGCAUUCUAGGAAGAGCAUUUCGCUCAGGAGGUCACAUCUGGUUGAGCGGUGAAGACCGCCGUGAGCUGGGGAUGUAUGAGUGUGAUGAGAGGGUGAAAGAAGCAAGAAUGUAUGGAAUCAAGACCAUGGCGUGCAUAUCAAUCGCUAAUGGUUCCGGAGUUCUCGAAUUGGGCUCCACAGAGAUCAUCCAAGAAGAUUGGCGCAUAGUUCAUUUAGCCAAAUGCCUCUUCCCUUCUCAUUUCCCGACCCUUCGAGUCGAUCCUCGGGGAGAGAACCAAUCCAACGAUGCCAAAGGAGAACUGGCACUCGUCGGUGCCGGCAAGCGUCGAUUUGUUAAGCCUGCCAGGAUAGCAUGUCAUGACAUUUCGAUGAAGAGUGGUAGGAAGAAACUAGUCCACGACCACGAUAAAGAAUCCUCUUUUUCCCCGUCGCCGUCUGGCCCGUUGAGUCACGUGGAGGCAGAGCGGCAGCGGAGGGAGAGGAUGAACCAGCGGUUCUACGCGCUCCGAUCCGUCGUCCCCAACGUGUCGGGGAUGGACAAGGCGUCCCUCCUUUCUGAUGCCAUCGACUACAUCACUGAACUCCAGUCCCGGAUGUACACGUUGGAGUCCAAGCUCAUCAAGUCCGAGCCGCCGUCUCCAAAGCGCCUCAAGAGUAAUAAGGCUGCCGCUGACGUGAGUGAGACGACGGCCCUAUCGAGAAAGGACAGCUCGGCGAUGGCCGCGGCAACGUCGGCCGUGGCAACGUCGGCCGUCUCGGGGCCGAGAGAGAUGGUGGUGGAGGUGAAGGUGGUGGGGCGGGAGGCAGUGGUCCGGGUUUGGAGCCCGAAUCUGGGGCAUCCGUGCGCGAGGUUGAUGGACGUGCUCAAGGAAUUGGGGUUGGUGGUCCAGCACGCGAGCAUGUCAUGCGUGAAGGGGAUGAUGGUUCAAGACGUGGUGAUUAGGACUCCGGUCGACUGCUGGGUCAGCGACGAGUCCAUCACAGAAGCCAUUCGGGGUAAGCUAGCCGAGGAGUGAAUUUUCUAUUUCUAUAUUUGUAUUAGGGAAAUGCUUCUCGAGGAUAGUACAAUCUCACAUGUAAACU
Molecule: messenger RNA, 1546 nt
Organism: Rhodamnia argentea
Lineage: Eukaryota; Viridiplantae; Streptophyta; Magnoliopsida; Myrtales; Myrtaceae
Product: transcription factor MYC2-like
Exons: 1
Coding region: 112-1479 (455 amino acids)
Biological process (GO): regulation of DNA-templated transcription
Cellular component (GO): nucleus
Molecular function (GO): transcription cis-regulatory region binding; DNA-binding transcription factor activity; protein dimerization activity
Source: RefSeq, a predicted model, not a curated record